Molecule: messenger RNA, 867 nt
Organism: Cyphellophora attinorum
Lineage: Eukaryota; Fungi; Ascomycota; Eurotiomycetes; Chaetothyriales; Cyphellophoraceae
Exons: 1
Coding region: 1-867 (288 amino acids)
Source: RefSeq, a predicted model, not a curated record
AUGGAAGACAUCGAGCUCAGCACAAUAGAGACUUCGACCUCUCGGUCGAAGGGCAAACAAAAGGCCGAGGACGACCCCAUUGACCAAUCUAUGUCGGACAUCAGCAGAAUCGAGUUUGGACGGCUCUCCAUCCGACAAGAAGCCGCGGACGAGGAGAUGCCGCGUGCUCCGAGCCCCGUGCAACCUAUGUGGUCGAGGAGUCCAUCUCUCAAGAUCAACACCCGCAUCACGAGCAGUACAGCCCCCGCAUCAGCCAACAGACAUCCUCUUGCUACAUCCUCCGAUGGUCGCUGUUGGGCAUCGCCCGUCAAAAGAGGUCGUAUGAGCCUCGACUCCGAUCAAUCCAUGACGACAGCUGCGACAGCCCCGUCUUCAUCCGACUCACCUGUCACACCGCCACGCGCCGCCGAACACUUGUGGUUUGUCCUCGACGAGACAACGAUGCGGAGUAACCCUCGCCUUAGAAAUCUUGACCGUCGCACGCGGAAUCGCUACACCGCAAAUAUUUACCUCAAGCACACCGAGACCAUUGGCUUGGGUGAUCCUGAUACUCAUAGUGACAUAGAUCGCAUCGCCAAGGACGACAUGGAGGUAGAGAAAGAUGUGCAAGCAGAUGAGGGAAACAGAAGAAUUGAAGAGAUGGAUGUGGACGGGGAGAACACGGAAGAUGAAGAGAUGGAAGAAGUCAACGCGGAGGAGCGUGACGAGAUCAUGGGAGAAGUCGAGGGACAGAAGGAAGAAGAAGAAGAGAGUAUGGAAGUUGAGGUUGUGCACGAAGACGAGGUGAUCCCUGAAGACCAGGUAAUGGUCUCGGCUCCAAUGAAAUGGGUAGAAAGGGUUGAGCAAUGGGAACGUGAUUGUGACUGA